AUGUAUAUGACAAAGGGACAUAACCAGGCUGGUUGUCGACAGGUAGCAAUGAAGCUCAACGUCCUGCGAGGAGUAGGAAUCACGUUUGGAGCCGUUAUUCCACUCAUCAUGUAUAUUGUUUAUAUGAAACAGGCAGUGAGUUCCACUUCCAAUACAAAAAGGCUUCAUCAAAAAGAGACUGCUAAGACUGUGCUGAUGACGAGACUGGAGAGAAUUGAAAAUAACCUCAACAAAUUAUCCGAAUUAAUAGAAUCUAAAUAUCAGAAAGACCCCCCAACAAGGGAAGAAGUUGUGGUAACAGAGGCAAAGAAGAUGGUGGUGCCCCAGUUGUAUCCCAACUCCUACCUGUUUACAAAGUGGGGUGAUGACCUCUCAGAGGAGGAGCAGAGAGAGGCCGAGGCCCUGUUCCAGAGAUAUGGAUACAACGUCUUCUUGAGUGACCAACUGCCACUCAACAGAGAGCUGCCAGAUACACGAGACAACAGAUGUUUGCAGAAGAAAUACCCCAAGGACCUUCCUAGUAUUGCUGUGGUAUUGAUCUACCUGGACGAGGCCCUGUCUAUCAUUAAACGGGCAAUCCGCAGCAUCAUCGACCGAACCCCUGAACACCUGCUGAGAGAAAUUAUUCUGGUGGACGACCACAGCUCCAAUGAAGACCUGGGAGAAAAGCUAGCUGCCUACAUAGAGCUCAUCCACAAGGAAAGGCCAGGCCUUAUAAAAAGGGUGAGACACAAGCAGCAGAUGGGACUGACUCAAGCCCGCAUCUCAGGGUGGGAGCACGCCACCGCCGAUACAGUGGCCAUUCUGGAUGCCCACAUUGAAGUCAAUGUGGGGUGGGCAGAGCCACUGCUGGCCAGGAUCAAAGCAGACAGGACCACUGUGGUGACUCCGGUGUUUGACAAGGUCGGUUUUGAUGACCUGCAGGUGGAGCAUUACGGGGCCAAUGCACACGGUUUUGACUGGCCCCUGUGGUGCAUGUACGAGUCCUUCAGACCAGAGUGGAACGAGCUCCAUGAUGAAUCACAACCAGGGAAGAGUCCUUCUGUCAUGGGUAUUUUUGUGGCACAUCGACUUUUCCUUGGAGAGAUUGGGGUACUUGAUGGUGGAAUGAAAAUCUAUGGAGGAGAGAAUGUUGAGCUGGGGAUCAGGGUGUGGCUGUGUGGAGGAAGCAUAGAGGUAGUGCCUUGUUCUAAGAUCGCACACAUUGAGAGGGCACACAAACCGUACGCACCUGACCUGAGUUACAUCAUGAGAAGGAAUGCACUGAGGGUAGCUGCGAUCUGGAUGGAUGACUACAAAAGUAAUGUGAACAUUGCUUGGAAUCUUCCGUUGAAGGAUCAUGGGAUUGAUAUCGGCGAUGUGUCACAGAGGAAGAAGCUCAGAGAAAAGCUUGAAUGUAAGCCCUUCAAGUGGUACCUGGAUAACGUGUAUCCUACACUGGCCACCUGGGAGGAGCUAGUGGCCUAUGGAGGACUGCAGAAUGACCUCCUGCAGAGCCAUUGUAUUGAUGAGGGGACUGUCCCUGGGAAUAUACCCCUUCUUUAUGGAUGUCAUUUCUAUCAACCACAGCAAUGUUAUUACAACACUGAUGGGGAGAUCUACGUGGGUGGGAUUAAGUCUCACAAGUACAACAACAACCGGUGUCUAGUGGAUCCUGGCACUGGAAAUAUACCAACGCUGCAUGAUUGUAAACUGGCAACAGAGAGAGGACUACACAAGCACUGGGACUUCCAACAGGGUCAAGCCAUCAGGAACACACACACAAAUAGGUGUCUUGAGAUUGGCCAGGGACAAAACUCAUACUAUAUGCUGGUCAUCCAACAAUGCACUGGGCAAAACUGGAGAAUUCAACAUGUCAUAAGAGAGUUCUAAAACAAACCCAUGGACAAGUUGUUGGGGUCACAUUCCUGAAAUUCUAGAUUUGACAUUUGUGUUAUCUAUCAUAACUGUUUCAAACAAUAUCUUGCCAAAAUAAAAUCCAAAAUUGAUUUUAUGCAGGGUAUUGACAACAAACAUCCAAUGUAGACAAUUGCAUUAUUCUCUUUCUCUGAAAAACAUGACACAGACAGAAUAAAAGAUUGCAUUGUAAAAUAAUCUUGUUGAUGGUGGUUCUGAUUAUCAGCUUUUAGCUACCAAUGUGUACAUAAUAACCUAACAUGUACCAUGCACUGUAUAUUGAAUGAAUACACACAAACAUAUUUUUGGGGGUCUUAGCAUUGCUUUCUUGUCAGUGUUGCACAUGUUUUGUCAUUCAUAAAAUACAGUGGCUAACAAAAGUAUUCUCCCCCUUGGCAUUUUUCCUAUUUUGUUGCCUUACAACCUGGAAGUCAAAUGGAU
Molecule: messenger RNA, 2337 nt
Organism: Oncorhynchus keta (chum salmon)
Lineage: Eukaryota; Metazoa; Chordata; Actinopteri; Salmoniformes; Salmonidae
Product: probable polypeptide N-acetylgalactosaminyltransferase 8
Exons: 11
Coding region: 1-1872 (623 amino acids)
Cellular component (GO): Golgi apparatus
Source: RefSeq, a predicted model, not a curated record